GACCCGCUCGCAGCCGCUCCCGGUCUCCCGUCCAGAACCGGAUCCGUUAUCCCGGGAUCCAAACGCUGCAUAAUCUUCAUCCGGGGGCUGAAUGAACACCUGAACGCACCACCAGCAGCAGCAGCAGCAGCAGCACGCGCACACCUCUGGCAUCAUUCUCAUUGUUCACCUGUGUGUCUCACCUGUGAGGACACAUGUCUCAGAUCCACCAUGCGGCUCUGGACCAGCAGCAGCAGCAGCAGCAGUCCGCUCAGUACACACAGAUCUGCACCCGCAGCAGCAGCGGCUCCUGCCCGGCCCCCGCCGAGGGACCCGAGCCCAGCUGCCCCGGACACAGGAGCCGGACCCCCCGCAGGAAGUGGCAGCUGUUCCCGGGGAGGAACCGGUUCUACUGCGACGGAAGAAUCAUGAUGGCGAGACAGACCGGAGUGUUCUACCUGACCCUGGUCCUCAUCAUCCUCACCUGCGGCCUCUUCUUCACCUUCGACUGUCCCUUCCUGGCGUCCAACCUGACCCCGGCCAUCCCUGCGGUGGGCGGCAUCCUCUUCAUCUUCGUGAUGGGGAUGCUGUUCAGGGCGAGUUUCACCGACCCCGGCGUCCUGCCCCGAGCCACGCCGGAUGAGGCUGCCGACCUGGAGAGGCAAAUCGACUCAGCCGGCUGCUCCAGACCGCCUCCUCGCACCAGAGAGGUUCUGAUCAACGGACAGACGGUCAAACUGAAAUACUGCUUCACCUGUAAGAUCUUCAGACCGCCGCGAGCGUCGCACUGCAGCCUGUGUGACAACUGUGUCGAGCGUUUCGACCAUCACUGUCCGUGGGUCGGGAACUGUGUCGGACGGAGGAACUAUCGCUUCUUCUACCUGUUCAUCCUCUCGCUGUCCUUCCUCACCAUCUUCAUCUUCGCCUUCGUCAUCACACACGUCAUCAUCAGAUCGAACCGGACGGGUUUCCUGAGCGCGCUCAAAGACAGCCCGGCCAGCGUCCUGGAGGUGGUGGUGUGUUUCUUCUCUGUCUGGUCGAUCGUUGGUCUGUCGGGGUUCCACACGUAUCUCAUCAGCUCCAACCAGACCACCAACGAGGACAUUAAAGGGUCGUGGUCCACCAAGAGAGGGAAAGAUAACUACAACCCCUACAGCUACGGAAACAUCCUGACCAACUGCUGUGCUGCUCUGUGUGGACCUCUGCCUCCCAGUUUGAUUGACAGGAGAGGACUGAUCCAGGCUGAUACCCCACAGACCGUCUCCCAGUCCUCCCAGUCCAACGGGACCAGCUACGCCUCCACCCAGCUGCACAGUCACAUGUGUGAUCAGGAUCAGUGCAUCCAGAGCACCAAGUUCGUCCUCCAGGCUGCAGCCACCCCGCUGCUCCACAGUGACCCCGUCAUCCUGGCCCCUCUGCCAGGGAAGACCACCACGCUGGGGGGUCCCUGCGCCUACCUGGCCCCCUCCCAGCCCUCCCUGCCAUCCUGCGGGGGGGACGUCCUGACCCUGAGGGACGCCGCCGUCGACUCCCACUGCCACCACCACCUCCACCAUCACCACCAUCACCACCACCACCACUUCGUCAGCCCGGAGGAGACGCCGUGCAGCACGCCGCAGGGCGCCCUGCCCUGCCCCGCCCACCUGCACCUGCACCCACACCCCCCUAUCCCCACCCCCGCUGCCCUGUACGACCCCGCCAGUCAGGACGCUCUGCACGAGGACUCCGUCAGAGGGCUGGUGAAACUCAGCUCCGUCUGAUUCAAACUGUUCGACCCAUAAAGAUCUGAGGUCAGACUCUGUUUCAGACAUUUCAGCCAGGAUAAGCUGCUUGGUGUCAGACGGACGCAGUCGGACCAGGACCAAAGGUUUUUGUUUUUUUACGAUAAAGAAUUGGAUCUUCAGUGUUUAUGAGGAAUAAUAAGAUCUGACUGUUUUUAACAAAAACACAGGAAGCAGGAUUUGGUUUCCAAAAUAAUUUCUGCAGACAUGAGUUCAUGAAGCAACAACACUGCCAGAUAUUCAGCUGGACUUCACCUCUGUAAAGACAUGUUCACACCACCAGUUAAACUGUGGAACGUCACAGCAGCUAAAAUGAAAUCAUCGGGAUUUAAUGCAGAAUUUUCAAAUUCAACUUUGGUGAAAUUUUAAGGGAAAAUUUGCCACCUUUAAUGUGCAAGUCCAGUCAGUGUUGAUGGUUAAUAUAGUUAGUUGAAGUAAUGAAUUCCUCAGUGCCGUGGUUUCCUCCAGGUGCUCUGACAUGUUCUCCCUGUGUCAGCGUGGGUUUCCUCCAGGUGCUCUGACAUGUUCUCCCCGUGUCAGCGUGGGUUUCCUCCAGGUGCUCUGACAUGUUCUCCCUGUGUCAGCGUGGGUUUCCUCCAGGUGCUCUGACAUGUUCUCCCCGUGUCAGCGUGGGUUUCCUCCAGGUGCUCCCACAUGUUCUCCCCGUGUCAGUGUGGGUUUCCUCCAGGUGCUCCAGCUUCCUCCCACAGUCCAAAGACAUGCAGGUUAAUUGGUGACUCUAAAUUGUCCGUAGGUGUGAAUGUGAGUGUGAAUGGUUGUCUGUCUCUAUGUGUCAGUCCUGUGAUAGUCUGGUGACCUGUCCAGGGUGAACCCUGCCUCUCUCCCAGUGUCAGCAGGGAUAGGCUCCAUCUCCCUGUGACCCCCAACAGGAUAAGUGGUUACAGAAAAUGAAUGAAUGAUUUGGUUUCUGUUGGUGUCAGAGGGCAGUUUGAUCAAAGGCCCCACCAUGGAUGGAUUGUUCCCUCUGGGUUGGAGGAGAGUUACUACACCAAGUGAAAGAGUUCAAGUAUCUCGAGGUCUUGUUCAUAAGUGAAGGUAAAAUAGAGCGUGAGAUGGAUCAGUGGUUUGGAGCGGCGUCUGCAGUGAUGAGGGCGCUGCACUGCGCCAUCGUGGUGAAGAGGGAGCUGAGCCAGAAGGCAGAGCUCUUGAUUUAAUGUCCCUGUUCUCGUCUGUCCCCAUGAGCAUGAGUCGCUCUCAGGAUGUUACAGGUGCAACAUGACAACAUCCUGGAACGACUCGUUAAAAAGUGGUGAAUUUUCCCUUUAAACUGAGAAUCAGCCGUGCAGCUGUGUCACCACACAGUCCUGUUGAAGCUCCUCUGUCAGAAUAUAAAGCUGCAACAAUUGGUCAAUUAAUUGAUUAUUUGAUCAACAGAAAAUUAAUCAACUAUUUUUAUGAUCAAUAAAGGUUAAGAGACAUUUAUUGGUAAAAGUGGACAUUUAAAUGAAGUCAGUUCAGGCUGAAGGAAACCGUUUUAUAACGUUUAACAGAUCAAACGAUUCACUGAUAAAAUCAUCAGCUGAUCACUAACAAACAGACGUGUCAGCUGCAGCUCCAAAAUGUGAAUGACUUAUCAUUUAAAUAAAGGUGUUCAAAAGUCUUAAACUGAACCCUGUGACAGCUGUUGAUGAUGUCAGCGUGAAUUAAAAAAGAUAAAUGCCUUAUUUUAUAUUUGAUUUCGUUGAUGUUGAAUCUGUGAAGGAUCGUCCUGCAGAGACUCGGAGAAACUGAAAAUCGUCACUGACAUGUCAGUUUUUUAACUCGCUGCACUUCCAUGACGAUUCCUUGACAGGUGAUGACGCCACACACCUGAGCGCUGCCUUGUGGGAAAUGUAGGCAGCUUUAAAGUGGUGGUGCAGCUGAAGGCGGAGGAGGUGAACUGUGGUGUUGACGGGACGGCCGGCAGCUGCAGGACUCUGAAUCCCUCACCAUGUUGUCUUCACUCAGCUGAUGAUGUAUCUUAGUAACAGGCGUUGUCAUCCAAUCAGUGUGGGAGACACGACGCUGCUGAUUGGACGUCAGCUUAUGACGUUGUGGUUUUGUGCCAAGAAUUUCUUCUCCAGCUGUUUCAUGAACAACUGUGGAUUUCAAUAAAACAUUUUAUUAAAAAAAGAAGUUUGUAGUUUAAAGGUCCAGUGUGUCACAUUCAGGGAUCAUUCACAGCCUGAUUUAAAGAUCAUUUCACUCCGAGAAACAUCCUAAAAAUAUAUUUUACGGCUGUCUAUUGUAUUUUCUGAUUUAUGGAGUGAUAGAAAAACUUUAACAU
Molecule: messenger RNA, 4047 nt
Organism: Epinephelus fuscoguttatus (brown-marbled grouper)
Lineage: Eukaryota; Metazoa; Chordata; Actinopteri; Perciformes; Serranidae
Product: palmitoyltransferase ZDHHC14-like
Exons: 11
Coding region: 195-1739 (514 amino acids)
Biological process (GO): peptidyl-L-cysteine S-palmitoylation; protein targeting to membrane
Cellular component (GO): endoplasmic reticulum; Golgi apparatus
Molecular function (GO): protein-cysteine S-palmitoyltransferase activity
Source: RefSeq, a predicted model, not a curated record